AUGGACUAUGAAAGUGAUGACGGCUAUGGAUCCGCAGAGAGUGGCAAUGACGAAGCAUUGAACUACGAUGACGAUCUUCAACUGGAUGAAGAUGAUAAGGUCGAUGAGUAUGGUGAGAGUAGGUGUUCACUGGAAAAUUAUACUGUUUUGAAAGAAGAAGAAAUUGCAAAACUUCAGGAUAGUUGUACCGCAGAUGUCUCUACUGUUCUCUCCAUAUCCAAGUCCGAUGCGUGCUUACUACUCCCUCGCUUUCAUUGGAGGGUUGAAGAACUUAAGGAUGAAUGGUUUGCCGAUGAAGAUAAAGUUAGAGAAGAUGCAGGUUUGUUGAAGAAACCUAUAGUGGAACAUAAUGCUAGGGCAAAUCUAAGAAUUGCUUGCGGAAUUUGUUUUGAAGAGUACAACUAUGAUCGGUUUAUUUUAUCUGCCUCUUGUGGCCAUCCUUUUUGUCGAGAUUGCUGGGCAGGUUAUAUUAGCACAACAAUCUGUGAUGGUGGUCCGGCUUGUGUGAGGCUAAGGUGUCCUGAACCAUCAUGUAAUGCAGCAGUUGGUCCUGAUUUGAUCGAAAAGGUGUUGUUGAACUCAAACCGAGGAGCUGAGCAUGGCAAGUACAAGACAUAUCUGUUAAGAUCUUACGUCGAAGAUCAGAAGAACAUCAAGUGGUGUCCUUCCCCGGAUUGUAACUACGCAAUUCAGUUUCAUGCUUUGGGUGGAUUAAUGGUGUCAUAUGAUGUUUCGUGUCUUUGCUCGCAUAGAUAUUGUUGGAAUUGUAUUGAAGAGAAUCAUUGUCCGGUGGAUUGUGAAACUGUGGGGAAGUGGAUAUUGAAGAACAAGGAUGACUCUCAAAAUACACAAUGGAUACUGGUUAAUUCCAAGCCUUGUCCCAAAUGCAAAAGACCAAUUGAGAAGAACCAAGGCUGUAAUCAUAUGACUUGCAGUCCUCCCUGUGGGUACCAGUUUUGUUGGUUAUGCCUCGGGCCAAAUAAAAGUUACUCUGGUUGCUAUUGCAAUAGGUUUAGGCAGGGGUCAAUUGAUAAUCCUGAGACGUCUAUGAAUACGGAUGAGAAGGCAAGGAAGAAGGCAAAGAUGUACUUAGAGAGAUACAUUCAUUAUUAUGAAAGGUGGGAAACCAAUGGAAGAUCAAAGAAAAAAGCUCUGGAGGAUUUUAAUAAGGUGAAGACCGAGCACAUUAAGCAACUUGGGGAGAUACAAGGUAACACAAGAGAGCAUGAAUACGAUUUUAUCAUAGAGGCCUGGCAACAGAUUAUUGACUGCAGGCAAGUAUUGCGAUGGACCUAUGCGUAUGGCUACUACCUGCCUGAGGAUACUGCCGCUAAGAAGCACCUUUUCGAGUGUUUGCAAGGCUAUGCUGAGUUCAGUCUCGAAAGGCUUCACAACUGCGCCGAGAGUGAACUACAACCGCUUCUGGUCUCAUCAUCAUCGGCAGCUGAUGAAGAUUUCAAAAAGUUCAAGACAAAACUCAUGGGGCUGACAAAGGUGACCGGAACUUAUUUCAAAAAGUUGGUUACUGCGUUGGAGGAGGGGCUUCCGGAGACGCUUCAAUAUGGAGCUGGAGCUGCUUUCAAGGAGAUUGACUGGGCAUGUGACCAAUGUACCUAUAUCAAUGUAGGGUCUGCCGUUAACUGUGAAGUAUGUUUUGAGGAAAAUCCAAAAGGUUGCUGGUCUUGUGAGCGUUGUACACUUUCGAAUCCGGCGACUAGAACCAGGUGUCUGGUGUGUGAUAAUACCGAAGAUGUUGAUCAGGGUGUAGUUUAG
This is a messenger RNA of Fragaria vesca subsp. vesca, 1773 nucleotides long. RefSeq names its product probable E3 ubiquitin-protein ligase ARI8-like. The transcript has a single exon. Gene Ontology annotation, cellular component: ubiquitin ligase complex; cytoplasm. Gene Ontology annotation, biological process: protein polyubiquitination; ubiquitin-dependent protein catabolic process; positive regulation of proteasomal ubiquitin-dependent protein catabolic process. The coding region runs from base 1 to 1773 and encodes 590 amino acids. Gene Ontology annotation, molecular function: ubiquitin conjugating enzyme binding; zinc ion binding; ubiquitin protein ligase activity. NCBI's taxonomy places the organism in Eukaryota, Viridiplantae, Streptophyta, Magnoliopsida, Rosales, Rosaceae. The record is from RefSeq and is a predicted model, not a curated record.